AUGAGGCUCCUUCAAUGUCGCCAGCACAGAUAUAUCUGGAAAACCUGGGGUUCGGCCGAGUGUACAGGCGGGUGGGAUAACCGUUUUUGGCGAAGCCAACCAUCGGCUAUGGGGGAUGCACGGGUCUGGUUUGCUCAGAUCGGGUUGUGCAUCCUCUUGAUUGGAUGUAUUGGCCGGGCACAGAGCCCGAAGUUCUUUACAGUACACCCCGAUUAA
This is a messenger RNA of Pseudocercospora fijiensis CIRAD86, 216 nucleotides long. RefSeq lists its product as uncharacterized. Lineage: Eukaryota; Fungi; Ascomycota; Dothideomycetes; Mycosphaerellales; Mycosphaerellaceae. The transcript is spliced from 2 exons. The record is from RefSeq and is a predicted model, not a curated record. Bases 1 to 216 code for a protein of 71 amino acids.